Molecule: messenger RNA, 2668 nt
Organism: Mizuhopecten yessoensis (Yesso scallop)
Lineage: Eukaryota; Metazoa; Mollusca; Bivalvia; Pectinida; Pectinidae
Product: solute carrier family 43 member 3-like
Exons: 10
Coding region: 93-1628 (511 amino acids)
Biological process (GO): transmembrane transport
Molecular function (GO): transmembrane transporter activity
Source: RefSeq, a predicted model, not a curated record
AUACAUAUAAAGAUACAGCGCAGCAGGAUUCUUUAUUACACCCUUGACGUAAAUGAACAAUUGCACAUGUUGUUUUGUGUUGUGACCACGAAAUGGCUUUAGCUAGAAGUAAGUUAGUAUUUCUAAUAACAAUCAGUUUAUUGGAGACAUUUCUGUAUGGGGGGUUGCAGUAUGGCUGGGUAUCCCUCCUCUAUGUUCUAAAGCAAGAACAAGUGUUCAAAGACCUGUGUGCUACUGACAGAAACACAACCUCCGAUAUUAAUAGCGGUACCAGUGAUAAUUGUUUUGCACAAGAUGACAAGUUUAGCUUGUUAUUCACCGUUGGUAUGACUAUAUUUACGGUUUCGGGAUUAAUAUGUGGAGAACUGUACAACCGAUACAUCGCUGCGACGCGCAGAAUUCGUUUUGGCAGUGUGUUCGUUCUUGUUGCUGGAGUGCUUUGCUUUGGUUUCACUUCUCCAGAAACCCCCUGGCUUGUCCUCCCAGGGAUAGUGUUCGUAGGCGUGGCUGGGAUUUCACUUCUUAUUUCUAACAUGCAGGUGGCAGUGCUGUUGCCGAAGGGUUCCUCUGUGUACGUCGGUCUCCUUAAUGGCUGUUUCGACUCCUCCGUUGUGACACAGAUGGUUGUCAAGGCCCUGUACGAAACCGGCAUCAACCCAAGGUUUUCCUAUAUCGGUGUUGCCAUAUUAUGUGUCGUCAUAUCCGGUUUUUGCACUCUUUUCCAUCCUGGCUCAAAGAAUGGUACAUCGAAGUCAUCGGACGAUAGUGAUGCUAAAGUAAAGCACAUGAACGGCGACGUCAAUCCUCCCGAAGGCAGCAUUAAUGUAACUUUCAGCAAUGACGAACAACAUUUGAAAGUCCCAUCUCACACAGAGGUGACCGACAAAGGAACUGAAAUUGACAUUACACCGUCUUCUGUUGCUUCUGAUGACGUCACAUCUACUUCUGUGGGGUCCAUCAUACGUUCCCGGAUGUACAUAUUUCAUUUGAUGUGGAUGAGUAUACUGUUGUUGCGGUUCUACUAUUUCAUCGGGUCAAUAAACAGGUUAAUGGUAGAGACCCUGGAAAAUGACGAUCAGGUGAGCUACUUCACCGACGUCAUGACUUACACGAUGCUGGCAGGGAUGAUAUCAUCAUUUAUUGCUGGACAGGUGUUUGAGGCACAAAACAGGUGGUUUACAGGAACGAUGAAGACAGUAAUCCCCCUCACAGUGACGUCAUGCUUGGCCAUUCUGUUAUCCUCCCUCGCCUUCCUGUCCUCGACGGCUGUUCUGUACGCUGACUUUGUUGUGCUGACCUUUUUCCGUUCCUUCGUUUUCAGUGUUAACAUGGAUUUUAUCAUAAUUUCGUUUCCUCAAAAAUUUAUGAGUCUGCUCUUCGGCCUCGUGAUUUCGGUUUCCGGUGUCGUGACCUUAACCCAGUACGCCUUAUUCACGUGGACAAAAAAAUACGACAAGGCGAUGACACACGUAAACAUUUUCCUGUUGUGUUUAUCGGUUAUCUCCCUUCUACAUCCGGUCCUCAUUGUCAUGAGCCAGAAACGAAGAUCACUUAAUAAAGAUGUCGACACUACUAACAAUGGUAGUGUUGAUUCCAAAAAUGUGAAUGGACAUUCAACAAAGCUGUGACGGCUGGUAUUCAAGGGUUCGAACCCUUCACCUUUCAUGUGCGCUCUUUUUAUUCUACAACAUAUCAACAUACAGUUACUACAUACACGUGGCUAUUGAGUGUUCGUGACUGAGUAUUUGCCUACGAAUGUUUGAACAGUUUAUUCCAUUGACGUAUUUGUAUUACAAUAGUGAUAUAUAACUUAGCAAUAGGUCAUUUUGACGUCAUUAAAAGUAUAGUAGUCAUGACAAUAGUUGUUUUUAGGUUUUUGUUACUGUUGUUUUUUGUUUUGUUUGUGUGUGUGUGUUUCUAUUUGGUAAUAAUGCUAAAAAAUAUUUAAAAAAAAUGAAACAUAUAUAAAACCUGAUUGCAUUAAACAGAUCGCACCAGAGCUCUUCUAAAUAUAUUUGAAUUUGUUCUGCGGAGAGGAGGGGGAAGGGACAUGCCGGUAGACCCCCCUCAGGAGGCUUCGUGCCUUUAGCGAGACAGUUAAACACAGACAAACUUUAGAACGUUUGGAACCCUAGUUUUCAGAAUUCUUGAAUCUUCAUCUCGAAUAUUCGUUUACAUAUCGUCCCUUUAAAUAUUUAAAGUUACAAUAUUCUCACCAUUCGCAUUUACGCAGACAUAGAUAUUUGUAAAAAAAACAUGGAUGAUUAACAGUAGGUCGGGGUGGAAUGCUAUAUCUGCCGUGGAUCUUUGUUGUUGAUUUUUCGUUAUUCACUAAGAGUUCUGAAUAUCAAGUGAUAUUUCCCACUCUAGUAACUUGACGUCCUUAUUCCGUCUACUGCGUCAUGUCGUUGCCUGUGUUUUUGUAAGUUGGAGAUUUCCACCGAAACAAAUUGUAUGUUGUUAAGAGAUCAAAGUGAGUGAUGUUUUAUACAGAACCUGAAUGAUACCAUGUAUGUGCAUAACCAAGUAUGUAGCUGAUUAGCACUUUGUAAGUAAAGCGUUCAUGCAAUCUCGGUGAACAAAACUACCGCGUGCUAUCUACAUGUGUGUAUGGUUUGCUUAAUAUAAUCAAGAGAACUACAGUUUCAAAAUAAAGCAAAAAAUGUUU